This is a messenger RNA of Chelonoidis abingdonii (Abingdon island giant tortoise), 419 nucleotides long. NCBI's taxonomy places the organism in Eukaryota, Metazoa, Chordata, Testudines, Testudinidae. The record is from RefSeq and is a predicted model, not a curated record.
CCAGCAUACAAUAUAAAUACAGUGCUCAGCCUUGCCAUCUCCCACUGAGUGUGCCAGACCAGAAACAACUCCGCUCCAGAGAGAGUAAAGACGCAAAGAUGAAGGUGUCGUACGUGGCCACUUUCCUCAUAGCGCUGCUCUCCCUGGAGAGCACCAGAGCAGCUCCGUUGAAAAACAACCAAUUCUGGUCAGUGGGCUCCGGUAGCGUAGACACCGGCAACGUGGGAGACGGCAGCUUUAACGACAACAGCCAAAACAACCAAUUCUGGUCAGUGGGCUCUGGUAGCGUACAGAUCGGAAAUGUGGGCAAUGGCCAGUUAAACGACAAUAACCAAAACAAACAAUUCUGGGCUGUGUGCUCCGGUAGCGUAAACUCCGGCAACUUGGGCGAUGGCAUCUUUGACAUCAGCCCUACGUGA